Molecule: messenger RNA, 973 nt
Organism: Mauremys mutica (yellowpond turtle)
Lineage: Eukaryota; Metazoa; Chordata; Testudines; Geoemydidae
Product: POU domain, class 3, transcription factor 3-like
Exons: 5
Coding region: 58-714 (218 amino acids)
Biological process (GO): regulation of transcription by RNA polymerase II
Molecular function (GO): RNA polymerase II cis-regulatory region sequence-specific DNA binding; DNA-binding transcription factor activity, RNA polymerase II-specific
Source: RefSeq, a predicted model, not a curated record
GAGGUCAAGGCGGAGGAGGCCGAGAGCGGGGACGAGGAGACCCCGAGCACGGAGGAGAUGGAGCAGUUUGCCAAGGAGCUGAAGCACAAGCGGAUCACGCUGGGGUUCACGCAGGCCGACGUGGGGCUGGCCCUGGGCGUGCUGUACGGGAAGAUGUUCAGCCAGACGACCAUCUGCCGCUUCGAGGCCCUGCAGCUCAGCUUCAAGAACAUGUGCAAACUGAAACCGCUGCUGCAGCGCUGGCUGGACGAGGCCGACGGCAACGCCAACCUGCAGGAGAUGUGCAGCAUGGAGAGCGCCCUGCUCCAGGCCCGCAAGCGGAAGCGAACCAGCAUCGAGACGGCGGCGCGGGGCUCCCUGGAGAGCUACUUCCUGCGCUGCCCGAAGCCCAGCCUGCAGGAGAUCGCCCACAUCGCCCACGACCUGCGCCUCGACAAGGACGUGGUCCGUGUCUGGUUCUGCAACCGCCGGCAGAAGGGGAAGCGCAGCGGGGGCUGCUCCGUCCGCGACGACUGCGAGGGGGGGGCCCUGCCCUUCGCUCCCCCUGCCCAGCUGCCAGGGCCCCCCAUGGGGCACCACCCCCCACCCCCCCAGGGCUACAACGCCGCCACCUUCGCCACCCUGUACGUGCCCCAGUUCCACCACGGGGGGGAGGCCUUCGACCCCACUCCCCCAGGCCCCCCCCUCAUGGGCCACCCCAUGCACUCCACCUGAAUGACUGGGGGGGUGGGGGUGGGGCAGGCAGACCUGGCCGGGGGCAGACACUGACAGGCCUGUGGGAGGGUGGAGAAUUGUAACUGGAAACACUCCCCCUUAACUUUAUGGCAAAGGAUUAUGGGUAAAUUUCCCAGGAGGGGGAUGAUUUGCACCACCCCUCCCCCUAUUUUUAAUUUUAAGGCAAGGGAUUGUGGGUACAUUUUUAUUUACAGGCAAAUCUCCCCCCUUCCCCCCAGUCUGAAAGGCCUCUGCAUGA